AUGUCAAAUUCCAGAUAUGCGCAACUAGAGGGCAACAACGAUCAAAGGCUCGAUGAGUUAGCAAAUAAGCUCUCGACGUUUAGAAGAGUGAAUCAGGAGAUUGGAGACGAAGCGCGUGCAGAUUCCUCUGUGAUGGACCAACUCCAAAACCAGUUCAGCUCCUUAAUGGUGAACGUCAAAAACUCAUCGUCAAGGCUAACACGUUCGAUGAAUGCCGGUAAUAACAUCUGGAGAAUGGUGGGGCUAGCACUGUUAUUGUUUUUUAUUAUGUACGCUUUAUUCAAACUAUUUUAA
Molecule: messenger RNA, 294 nt
Organism: Lachancea thermotolerans CBS 6340
Lineage: Eukaryota; Fungi; Ascomycota; Saccharomycetes; Saccharomycetales; Saccharomycetaceae
Gene: SFT1
Product: Sft1p
Exons: 2
Coding region: 1-294 (97 amino acids)
Biological process (GO): intra-Golgi vesicle-mediated transport
Source: RefSeq, a predicted model, not a curated record